Molecule: messenger RNA, 279 nt
Organism: Melampsora larici-populina 98AG31
Lineage: Eukaryota; Fungi; Basidiomycota; Pucciniomycetes; Pucciniales; Melampsoraceae
Exons: 3
Coding region: 1-279 (92 amino acids)
Biological process (GO): protein insertion into mitochondrial inner membrane
Cellular component (GO): mitochondrial inner membrane
Source: RefSeq, a predicted model, not a curated record
AUGUCAUUCUUUGGUCGUGGAAGUAGUCAACCAACAGCUUCGUCUUCUGCAGCAAUGGAUUCAGCAGUAACAGAACUUGAAAUGGUAUCUGAUCUUUUUAAUCGAUUAGUACGAUCUUGUCAUACUAAAUGUAUUGGAAAUAGGUAUGCUGAACCUGAUUUAAAUAAAGGUGAAAGUGUUUGUGUAGAUAGAUGUGUUGAGAAGUUUUUUAAUGUUAAUGCAAAAGUAGGAGAAAGAAUGCAAGCUAAAGGAAAUUCAGGAAGUCCUUCGUUUAUGUAA